ACCGCCCGGACCCGUCAGUCUCGCGCAUGAUUCCAUAGUGAAAGGAAGUGUUCUUUCGCUUCGGCGCUUAAUUUUGUCGCGGAAAAAAUCAAUGGUAUUUUCAUAAACGACGAACGCUAAAACGAUCAGUUUACUUUAUCGAAGAAAUCGUAAAGACUGUCAGGUGAUAAUUAAGUAGUGCAUUAACAUAUAUAUAUAAAUCGGUCAGUGAUAAACGAUUCCAGUGUCGAAUCGCUCGUGAUCGAUUCCUUGUGUAUAUUUUGUCAAGGUGUUUUCUACGUUCUUUCGUCCGGAUAUUAUGCUACCGAUCGCGUGUGCUGCAAGAUCGUUUUGACUCGAGGGGCAGUCGACCAUAGAUCACCGACAAAAUGUUACCACAGACCCCUGACAUCAUUCCUACGACUUUAAAUCAGCAAAAAUGUGUGAAAGCGCGGGCUCUGUACGACAAUAUAGCGGAAGCUCCGGACGAGCUUGCUUUCCGAAAGGGCGACGUUCUUACGGUUCUGGAACAAAACACCGCUGGCCUCGAGGGUUGGUGGCUGUGCGCUCUGCGGGGUAGACAGGGCAUCUGUCCAGGAAAUCGAUUGAGACUUCUGGUCGGCCAAUAUGAUACAGGGGGUUGUUUGGUUGGCAGCAGGCCUGACCUAACCAUUUCCGAAGACGGCAUACAGAGGCAUGGAAAACGGCGUAGCUGGCACGUUCAACCGAACAGGGUGGUGACGCCACAGAAAUGCGGCGACGUGUACCUUUACGAUCUUCCAGCGAGCCGAGGAAGUCCUGCUCCACCCUCCAGGCACGAUUCACCCUUGAACUCGAAUAACGAGCAUUUACACAACUCAGGCCGAUACACGACGAGCAGCAGGAAUUCCGUGGACAACGGUGGCGACGUGAGCGAUUGUUACGACGUGCCACCACGAGCCAUCCCCGUGAUUCCAUCGCCUGCGAGCAGUCCGAGCCCUGCACCUUCGUGCUACGACAUCCCAAGGCCGCCUACCUCCUGCACGCCGAUCUCGAACUGCUCAGGAGGAUCGGGCGUGACGCCUCUCGAUUGCUACGACGUGCCCAGGCCUCUGCAACCCCUCACCCCAAGCAGCUCGGCGUCCAGUCUCACCAACGAUGGAUCCCUCAGCGGAUCGAAUCGAUCCAGCUUGGCUGCUCCGGAUUACGAUGUACCUAGAUCGCGUCUUCCAGCAUCCUCGUUACCGUCCCGGCACAAUACGCCCGUGCCCAAAACACCUACACCUCCACCCCCGCCGCAAACCCAGCAGAUCUACGACGUUCCAGUCAGCAAGGAGCUUCCUCUGGAGCUGGACUCCGCUUUGGAAGGCCUACAAAGGCUGCAGAGCGAGGCGUCCGCCGCGAUAGCGAGGCUAUUAGGAUUCGUCAGCCCCGUAUGGAGAACGCCUCAGCGAUUAGACGCCACGUUGAUGGAUCUUAGGCUCGCCGCCCUCAGACUCAGAACGUCUUUGCACGAUCUGGCUGAAUUUGCCGAAGGCACACUUGGGAAUGCGGGGAAAGCGCCGGACAAGGGAUUGGCCACGAAACUGCGGCCCCUGGUCAAGGCUCUCCGCGACUCCGACAAGCUCGUGCAGGAAGCGGCCACCGAGCUCGACGCGAUGGAAUGGGACGCGAGCAAGCUGUGUCGCGGGGGUGGCGAUGCCCCGACGCCGACUAACGGCCCACCUUCCACCAUUUUGCCACCGGCGCAACCGGAUCCGCUCGAUCAGCUGAUCGCGUGCGCUCGGGCGCUCACGGAAGACGUUCGUCAGGUCGCCAGUUUCAUUCAGGGUAAUUCGACGCUUCUCUUCAAACGGUCGUCGAUCAUCUCCACCGGUAGCAGUAACAAUAGCGGGGCAGGGGAGGAUUACGAUUACGUGAAACUGGACUCGAGAGAGGUGGUGGCGAAGCAACGCGAGGAGGUGAGGGCGUCCCUGCCCCAGGAGCUUCGCAGCAAUUACGAUCUGCUGGUAUCCGAAUCGGACAAUGCCACGAUUCAAAUGCCACCCACGACACCGACACCCAUGGACCCAAACGACAAACAAUUGUUGGCCUUCUACGCCGCCCAGGUGAUCACGCAUGGCAAUCACCUGACUCACGCGAUUGACGCCUUCAUGCAGACGGUCGAGCACAACCAGCCACCAAAGGUAUUCCUAGCGCAUGGAAAGUUCGUGGUGCUGAGCGCUCAUAGAUUGGUGCACAUCGGUGACACGGUGCACAGAAACGUUACUAGGAACGACGUGAAAACACGCGUGCUAGAAUGCGCAAACGCGUUGAACGAAGCGUUGAAACAGACGGUGUCGAAGACGAAACAGGCAGCUCAAUUCUUUCCAAGCGUAUCCGCCGUUCAAGAAAUGGUCGACAGUGUUGUGGACGUCUCCCACUUGGCCAAGGAUUUGAAGGUCGCGAUAAUUAAGUGCGGGGCGCAACAACCUUGAGCAUCCAAAGAUCAGGUCCUAAUCUCUGACAUAAACGAGGGGAAAAAUAAGAAAGAGGAACAAAUUUGGAUAUAUACGAGCUGAAAAAGGAUUUGUCGUUUUUAUUUUAGGAAAAGAAGCUAAUGUUGAAUUCACGACACCUCUAACAAGUUCCUUGGAUUGAUUGACAAUCCUAAUGAUCAAACAGUUACUAUUCAUUAGGAAUGUAUACGAACUGUAGUAGGAAUGAUAAAAAAAAAAAAAAAAAGGAAUAAAAAAUUUAUGUCAUAGAUUAUGUAUUCAUUACCGAUUUGGUAGAAAAGAAACAACUCAUCCGUUAGAAUAUCGCGAUGCUUAAUCAUCCAAUCAAAAAGAGAGAUAAUCGUGAAGAAAUAAUGAAGAAUGAAGUGAGUAAAUGACGGUAAAAAUUACAAUUUGAAAUUGAUAGAUUUUCUUGAAUAAAUAUGAUGAAUGUAGAUUAAAAAAAAUCCAACUUUUGGUUUGGAUGAUUACAAAAUAGAUCUGUGAGAAUAGAAAUAUGAAUUAUUGAUUGUUAAAUCAACUGGACCAGGAAAGAAAACGCCAAUUUGCUUUUUCGCUCGACUAGAAAUUACAUUCUUCCCUCUUGUUUGCAAUAAAGAGUUCUCGAGGCCUAUCGUUACUUAGAUAUACGCAACUGCCAAAGCCACAGGUAUAUAGAACGUAAGGGAAAGCUCCUUUAAAAUGAGCGUAUGUUUCUAAUGUACUCGAGAAUAUAGAGAUCGUAGACUUUUCUAGAAAACCAUGUAAUCGUGUCGUACAUUAGCUAGAGGUGUGGAAUUAAUUAAACGACGUAAAAGAUCGAUAGUAUGUGUAGAAUGCGUUCGAAAUGAUUCUCGAAACGUGUAUUGUUUGCUUGAAAACGAGAUUUAUUUCGAACUUGAUACGCAGUUGUCGUUGCCAGCGUGUUAAUUAUUGUUCUAGGUGUGUAUCAUGUGACGAAAACUUAAAAAUAAGCAAAAUAUGAAACAUUUUCAUUUGCAAGUAUGUUUACGAUAUAUUAUACUGCAACGAAAAUAUUGGUUAAUUUUAAUAAGAUUAUAUAAAAUAAAAAAGAAAACGCAAUAGCCUAAUAUUUCUUGCAAAAUGAACUGCAAAUGCCACAAGGGAUUUUUUUAUAUAUAAAAAUACUUCGUAACAGCAACGUUUAUGGCAUUAACCUUUGUACCGAAAAAUUCGAAUGCAAAAACGCUGUCUUUUUAGAGGCCAAUUUUAAACGAAUUUUAUACAAUUUUACCGCCAUGGCGCGACUUUUUCGCGUCAUAUCUUUUUAUGGGCCUUUCGAUGUAUUUGAUCAAUCGCAAACGCACAGUAAAGAGACUGCAAAAAAAAAAAAGCAUCAGAUUUGUAAACCGUUUACAAUCAUUCCAAUAAUUUAAUUCGAUUAAAAGACGUGUUCCCUUUACAGGAGCGAUACGAAAAUAAUAACUUGGAAACAAUACGAAACGAAUACGCCUUAUAUACGAUAAAUUUAUCGAUUAUCGUUGGCUAACGAUUAUAAAACUCCUACCGAUUAUAAAACUUUCAUUGCGAUCGCAGCGUUUCCUUAUCGUAGAGGUUAGUUUUAGAUUAUUCUGACGUACGCUUUAAAACUUUUAUAAUCGGCAGGAUUGCGAUUUUUAUUAAAAGAAAAUACAUAUUUAAAAAACUAAGAAUUUUUUUUUAAAUUUAAUAAUUUACAUAAACAAAUUGUAUUCUUCGAUUAUCCAUAAAAUUACAGUCUUACGUUUUAUGAAAGGUAAUCGACAACCGCAAAUUUAUAACACAGCUUUAAGAUCCAUCAUUUAAAGUAUUUACUUUAUCAUCUUUCAAAAUGCAAUUUUUUUGUGUCUUCUUUUUUAGAGA
Apis dorsata (giant honeybee) is the source of this 4298-nucleotide messenger RNA. It is a transcript of the gene p130CAS, whose product is annotated as breast cancer anti-estrogen resistance protein 1. The transcript has 9 exons. The record is from RefSeq and is a predicted model, not a curated record. Gene Ontology annotation, biological process: cell surface receptor protein tyrosine kinase signaling pathway; cell migration. Gene Ontology annotation, cellular component: cytoplasm; plasma membrane. The coding region runs from base 369 to 2435 and encodes 688 amino acids. Gene Ontology annotation, molecular function: protein binding. Lineage: Eukaryota; Metazoa; Arthropoda; Insecta; Hymenoptera; Apidae.